AUUUUAUUUCACUUAGAAUUUUUAAUUCCCUCGGAGAUUUCAUUUUUCAUUAUUUUAUGAAGAAAAAACAUUCUCUAAUGGAACCACACUUUUACUGUUUGAUUAUAUCAUUCAAAAAACACUAAUCAUCAAUCUUUUUAGAACUAGAAUUUACAUAAUUCAAUCUCUAUCUUUACAGGGGAUCUUAUACGUUAUUACACCCAGACAAUUUUUAGAUGAUUUUCUUAGAAUGAGUGCAAUAUGCUCUCAUCAAAGAUAAGGAGCUAGACAAGAGUUAUGCAACAUAAGAACAGAGUAUGUAAGAAACAGCAACUGAGCUUCAGUGACCACUUCAUGAAAUUUGAGCAACAUGUUAAGUAUGUGGAUUUUGGUGUAUUGUUUAUUGCACUGCGAGGUUAAAACUACUUUGGCAUUUAAACGCCAGGAACAUCCAGAAUAUAUGCUUUUUGAAAAACUCUUCAAUGAUAAUGUGAACAAGUACAAUCCGAAUGUGCGACCAACACUAGAUUGCGACAAACCGAUCACUGUUAAUGUUUCCGUCAACUUAGUAACGCUACAUUCGUUGAUAGAGAGGUCCCAAACUCUUCGGACUACUGUGUGGAUUGACUUGGAAUGGACAGAUCUACAAAUGACUUGGAACCGCAGCCUUUUUGCUAAUAUUGACUCAAUUGUUGUUCCUCAAGAAAAAAUCUGGAUACCAGAUAUAUGUAUUUCAAAUGAAGUUACUAACAACAAGUGUUUGAUAAAAUCAGAGAAUGGAAAAUCACUGAUUGACUAUACGGGCAAGGUCACACUGUGGUGGAAUAGGGAGGUGCAGACGGGAUGUGAUGUGGACAUCAGCCGAUACCCUUUUGAUAGCCAAGUGUGCCCCAUUCGUAUUGGAACUUGGUACUCAGAGGAUGAGAAAGUUAAGCUAACACCAAAGUUCGAUAACAUAGACUUUAGUAACUAUGUCCUCAGUGAAGAAUGGGACAUUGUUAGCUCAAGCAUUAAAACAGUUCUCGUAGAAAACGACAAACAUUUCACUGAGCUGGAGUUCUUCAUUGUAAUGGAUAGGAAACCGUUAUUCUAUUUGUAUAGUAUUGUACUGCCUAUUCUUCUAUUAUCAGUAUUAAAUAUGGUGUGCUUCCUUGUUCCCAUUGAGUCCGGUGAGAAAAUAGACAUGACAAUGGCAAUAUUUUUAACCUUCGCCGUCUUUAUGACUUUAAUUAGUUCAACAGUUCCUAGAACUUCUGAAGAUGUGUUUAAAUUCGGAAUUUUCAUGACCAUGCAUCUUAUGAUGAGUGGCAUUACUAUACUACUAGAGGUCCUUGUAAGCCAUAUCUACUUUAAACCAAAAGGAACAAAAAUGAACAAGGUGUAUACUUGGGUAUAUAAUCAUUUUGUUUCAAAUGGCAAAAAUGACAGCGUAAAACCAAGUUCACUGCGUGUACAUGAACACGAAACGAUGAUGGAUUUUGGUUUUGAGACAGAUCCUUGGCAAAGAUUAGCUAUAGAACUGGACAAAAUGUUUGGUUAUAUUGUUACCAUCAUCAACGUCUUGUUGAUCCUUUUGUUCUUUGUAACUGUAAACAUAGAAUGAUUUUCGAACGAACAUUCAAAAUGACGUUAUUAUGUCAUAUUAUAAUGAUGCCUAUAAAAUUACAGAUUUCUAUUAUAUUACAGGACAACAGAGCAACAGCCUUUAAAAAUUAUCGUAUUUGAAAAAAAAUAUUACCAAUAUUGGAAAUAUAAUAAAGAUUAAAAUGAUUUCAUUAUUUCUUG
Saccostrea cuccullata (small rock oyster) is the source of this 1764-nucleotide messenger RNA. Its product is annotated as acetylcholine receptor subunit beta-type unc-29-like. Gene Ontology annotation, cellular component: neuron projection; plasma membrane; synapse. Gene Ontology annotation, biological process: monoatomic ion transmembrane transport; signal transduction; chemical synaptic transmission. Gene Ontology annotation, molecular function: excitatory extracellular ligand-gated monoatomic ion channel activity; transmembrane signaling receptor activity; transmitter-gated monoatomic ion channel activity involved in regulation of postsynaptic membrane potential. The record is from RefSeq and is a predicted model, not a curated record. Bases 350 to 1582 code for a protein of 410 amino acids. The transcript has a single exon. NCBI's taxonomy places the organism in Eukaryota, Metazoa, Mollusca, Bivalvia, Ostreida, Ostreidae.